GCUGCCACCAAACGCAUCAACUGCCUGUUUACGGGAGGAGCGUAAUCCGUUUCUGGGACAUAUUUAAUAAUAUCACAGAGGAUAUUUAUUUUACUAAUUUUGCUGACUGGUUCGCUGUUACGGGUGCCUUGUGAGCAGCGGCUUAAAGGACUAGAGGAAAUUAUUUGUUUGUGUUUUUUCCAGAAGUUGUCGCACAAGGACUGAAAUCGCACCGCUGCUCAGAUUGAUACUCCGGAAAAAGUGACAUGAAACGCGAGGACAUAUGAGUGAUUAUUUGGGGAACAAGAAAAAGGACAAAUCGGACAACAUUACAAUUCUCUUUUACUCACAGUACUCAUAUGCACCGUGUAAAAGACUGAAGAAGUAUCUGCAACACUUCAGCCACAGAUUUUAGAGCUUGAAAGCAUGGACCUAAACGCACGCGCCUUCCUGCGAGAAAACAUGUUCGGACCACACUGGGAUUUAUGUUUUUAUUGAACUAUUGCAAGCCUAAAAUGUGGAAACGAGGGUCUUGCACCAGAUAGUUCUGUAAGUUAUUUUCAACAUUUAUCUGACACACACAUAGCAGCCGGGUUACAUCACUGACUUUUUAAUGAGAGAAACUUGUGUGUUGUGUUAGUGGUGAACGUUUGGCCUAUAUUUUUCUUUAAUUCAAGAGAGGGAAAAUGCUUUCAACUGUUAAACUGAGCCUCAUCUGUGUGCUGUUGGUCCUGAGGAGCGGUGGGGGUUCCGCCAUUAGCUCAAUAGACACCGACUGGUCAGGAGAGGGGAAAUGUCAACACAUCAACAUCCCCCUGUGUAAAGAUAUUGGCUACAACAUGACCCGCAUGCCAAAUCUCAUGGGCCACGAUGACCAAAAAGAGGCAGCGAUAACGCUGCAGGAGUUUGUGACACUAAUACAGUUUGGAUGCCACAGUCAUCUCAAAUUUUUCCUGUGUUCACUGUACACUCCCAUGUGCACAGAGCAGGUGUCCAACCCCAUCCCAGCAUGCCGAGUUAUGUGUGAGCAGGUAAAGGUGAAAUGCUCACCCAUCUUGGAACAAUUCAACUUCCCCUGGCCCGACUCCCUGGACUGCUCUCGGCUGCCAACUAAAAAUGACCCAAACAACCUCUGCAUGGAGGCGCCCAACAACGGCUCAGAUGAACCUCCCAAAGUCUCUCACACCCAGCCUCCAGACUUCAGGCCACAGCGGCCUCUGAGCGGGCAGGAUGUGCACCUAAAGGACAGCGUCAGCAAGCAGACAUGCAGCAAUCCUGGGAAGUUCCACUUUGUGGAGAAAAGUGAAUCCUGUGCCCCCAAAUGCUACCCCAAAGUGGAUGUGUACUGGAGUCAGGGAGACAAGCAGUUCUCUCUGGUGUGGAUAGCCAUCUGGUCCAUCCUCUGCUUUGUCUCCAGCGCCUUCACUGUGCUCACUUUCCUUAUAGACCCGCAGCGCUUCAAAUACCCUGAGAGGCCGAUCAUCUUCCUCUCCAUGUCUUACUGUGUUUACUCUGUGGGCUACCUCGUCAGACUUUUUGUAGGAUCUGAUAGAAUAGCCUGUGACAGAGACAAUGGCGUCCAGUAUAUUAUCCAGGAGGGUCUGGAGAGCACCGGCUGCACCAUUGUCUUUCUCAUCCUGUAUUAUUUUGGCAUGGCCAGCUCCCUCUGGUGGGUUAUCCUGACCCUCACAUGGUUCUUGGCUGCAGGGAAGAAGUGGGGUCACGAAGCCAUCGAGGCCAACAGCAGCUACUUCCACCUGGCAGCGUGGGCCAUCCCGGCUGUGAAGACCAUCAUGAUCCUGGUGAUGAGGAAAGUGGCAGGGGAUGAGCUGACGGGCAUCUGCUACGUGGGCAGCAUGGAUGUCAAAGCUCUCACAGGCUUUGUGCUUAUUCCUCUCUCCUGUUACCUUAUUAUUGGCACCUCAUUCCUGCUGUCUGGCUUUGUGGCCCUCUUCCACAUCCGUAAGAUCAUGAAAACAGAAGGAGAGAACACAGACAAGCUUGAGAAACUGAUGGUUCGCAUCGGGGUGUUCUCUGUGCUCUACACUGUCCCAGCCACCUGCGUAAUCGCCUGCUAUUUCUACGAGAGGCUCAACAUGGACUACUGGCGCAUCCUGGCAGCGGAGCAGAAAUGUGUGGACAGCAGCGGGCCAGAGUCGGACGAGUGCGUCAUGAAGACUUCCAUCCCCGCUGUUGAGAUUUUCAUGGUGAAGAUCUUCAUGCUGCUGGUUGUGGGCAUCACUAGCGGCAUGUGGAUCUGGACCUCAAAGACACUACAGUCAUGGCAGAACGUGUUUACUAGGAAGCUAAAGAAGAGGACAAGCAGGAAGGCUGCCAGUGUGUUCACCAGCAGCAGGCCUUACAUCAAACCUCACCCAUCUCUCAAAGGGCACAGUACAAAAUAUGAGCCUACAAGGCCCCCUCCAACAUGUGUAUGAGCUGGCUCUCUUUUUAUAAACCCUAAAAUAAUUGUAAAGCCCUUACCUAAGUGAGACUGUGUAAUCAGAGUGCCAUCAAAUAAUCAAGCUUCAUGUUUUAUUUAUACAAACUGCGUUUAAAAUAAUACAACAUGGAUUUUUUUGAUUGUCUUGAGCCAUCUCAUGCAACAAGAACUGCCUUUGUUUAAGGAAAAAAAACUGCUUCUUCUGGGUUCACUUAUCCUACAAAGGAACUUGGUAAAGGGAAAAAGAAAUCUUAUUGUCCCAAGACAAAAAGAGUGGAAUAUACCAUUUGGAUGUGCCAUGGGGUCACUUGAAUAAUGUGCAAUAGAUGUUUUCCUUACAGGCAAAAAGACAGACUACAGACAAUGACAGGACCCCACAGACAAUGAAAGCAUAUGGUCAGAGGGAUAAGUGUUGUUUUUGGAGGCUUUUUAAUGGAAAUCGAGGCAGGGUCAUAAAUGUUUGAACUGGAGUGAGAGCAGCUGUUGAAAAGACCUUCCAAACUGCCCAUUGUGAGGCAAACCCAUGUCAUAAAAUUAAUCAAGCACUCAUUAUUGAAAAGUUAUUUGUACAUUCAGUUAAGUUUCCCAUUUUUUUCUUUGCCAUUUUAAAGCACAAGGGAACAUUUGUAUAUAUUUCUAAAAACUUCAGAUUUUAUAGAAAAAUUAAUAAAACGUUUUAGUUUUAAAUGUUUGUAAUGCCGUAUUUCUGUGUUAAAAUUGUGUUUUUUCUAUCUAAUGGAGUGAGUCUAUUUUAAUACAGCCACAUAAAGCUUCAGUUUUUUACUAUUGCAGCACUUGUGCUUUUUGCUACCAUUCAGUUUUGUAGCAAUCAAAUUAGUACAUCUUAAAAAUUGCAAACAUUUUCCUUAAUUUGUGAAUGUUAUUGAAUGUUAGAGCUGGGUUUAACAUUAUGUUUGUUACUCAGAAAAGAUUUAAAUACAAAUAACGGAGAUGCCAAUGUUUACCUAACCAAAAGGGGACAAAACUAAACAUUUUUGCUUUAACAAUUAUAUUAAAGAUCACUUCAGAUCAGCUCAUAAAUAUUGUACAUACACUGUAUAUUGCUUGCUAUGGGAUACAUGUGCACUUACAUAUUAAAAAGGCUUGUUAUCAUGCUUGACACAUUGACAAUAAAUCAACACACUCAGGAAGAACAAAAAGCGGCAUCCCUCUUCUUGGUUUUUAAAUCUUUGUUAGGAAAUAUUGAGACAAUAAUGUUUGUCCCUCUGUGGCUUGAUUACUAACGGGGAAACAAAAAAAGGACAAACUUAGUAAAAGGAAGUGUCCAGGGUGUCCCAUAUGCUGUUUAAAAUAAGGCCUUAAAGUCACAAAUACAUAGAGUUUUAUAUUUGUUUAAAAUAAAAUUACAUUAUAUUCACAUUUGGUGUAAUGGCAUUAGUUUUGGACACUGUUGGAUGAGAAGAAGCACCUUAAAACAAUGUGCAGAAUUACUCCUGUUAGUCAAGAUUUCAACCAAUAUUCAUGAAAAGGGAAAGUGGUGAUUUCGUCCAAAUGACAAAUAAACAUCUUCAUAGUGUGUUUUGUUAACUAAAAUGUCUAAUUUUAUGUAGCUGUGAUUUACAUCAGGGUGACUUUAAUUAUUAUUUCUGAUAUUUCCCUCACUGCACAUAGUUUUUCACCUCAUCUGAAGUGGAUAUACACCUUCAUUAUAGCCCCCUCUCUCCCUCUCUUGCUCUCUGUCUGUGUUGCAUGUGCCAGUGCGUAUAAAUGAAGGGGUUAUACUAUAAUCCAGCUCUCAUUCAGGACAGGAUUAGACCGUUUGAAGGGUUUGACUUUGAAAAGAGGAUCGCUCCAAACCAAAAAUACAAAAUAUCUGUCAUCUCUUCUCCUCUUAUCAGCACGGCAUAGUGACAUUUCUAAAGACACAUCUGGCCUGGAUUUGAAGUAGUUACAUAUUGACUAAAGCGGCUUUGUGAAGCGUGAGCAAACUGAAUAUAUUGUGUGGUAUCCUGAGAUGUUUGGUGUUAAACAAUGCUUACGCUGUCAACAACUUUAAGGUAUACUUUCUGAGAGCCACAAGUCUAGUCUUGAAUCUUAGCUAUGACAAUUGUUUCUGUCUUGAAAGUGCUGUCAGAGCAAGUACAAGUACAUGUGAGUCAAAACAGCACUACAU
Molecule: messenger RNA, 4556 nt
Organism: Eleginops maclovinus (Patagonian blennie)
Lineage: Eukaryota; Metazoa; Chordata; Actinopteri; Perciformes; Eleginopidae
Gene: fzd10
Product: frizzled class receptor 10
Exons: 1
Coding region: 666-2417 (583 amino acids)
Biological process (GO): non-canonical Wnt signaling pathway; canonical Wnt signaling pathway
Cellular component (GO): plasma membrane
Molecular function (GO): Wnt-protein binding; Wnt receptor activity
Source: RefSeq, a predicted model, not a curated record